UCACUGUAGCCCCAGCAGUGCCACCUGUCAGUGUCCAUCAGUGCCUUAUGUCAGUGUCUCGUGCCAGUGCCACAUAUCAGUGCCUACCAGUGCACAUCAAUGCCACAUAUCAGUGCCCGUCUGAGCUGCCUUUCAGUGUCACCCAUCAGUGCCAGUCAGUGCCACCUAUCAGUGCCGCCAAUCAGGGCCACCUAUCAGUGCCAUGCCCAUCAGUGCCACCUAUCAGUGUCCAUCAGUGCAGCCUAUCAGUGCCCAUCAGUGCAGCCUCAUUAGCGCACAUCAGUGAAGGAGAAAAAUCACUUAUUUACAAAAUGUUAUAA
Molecule: messenger RNA, 320 nt
Organism: Staurois parvus
Lineage: Eukaryota; Metazoa; Chordata; Amphibia; Anura; Ranidae
Source: the annotation of a GenBank genome assembly